Drosophila santomea is the source of this 1533-nucleotide messenger RNA. Its product is annotated as major surface trophozoite antigen 11. The record is from RefSeq and is a predicted model, not a curated record. The transcript is spliced from 4 exons. NCBI's taxonomy places the organism in Eukaryota, Metazoa, Arthropoda, Insecta, Diptera, Drosophilidae. Bases 89 to 1369 code for a protein of 426 amino acids.
GGGAGCCAGUUAACCAACGGUGGUCGAUCCAGCCAGUUCGACAUUUCAGUUAAGAAGUAAGAGGUUAGAAAGAAAACAAACGAGAGCCAUGACAGAAUACAACCUAUGUGUUAUUGUGAUAGCAGCACUCAUCGUCACCCAGGUGGACAGAACUUUGGCCACUUUGCAGUGCUAUUCGUGCAACUCAACGAUAAGUGAAUCUGGAAGCUGUUUAAUGAGUCCAUCCACUGAAAACACAAUAUCCUGCGAAACUCAGUGCUAUACUCAAUUAAACGCGGGAAAUGUAUCUCGGGGCUGCCUGGAAAGUGGAGCUUCGUGCACCUUACCAUCCUGCUCGUCCUGCACAGCAGAGAAAUGCAACACGAAUGUGGUGUGCCAGGAGUGCCUCGGUUUAGAGGAGUGCGCCACGACCAACGUGACGACUACGGGAUAUAAUGCGCUGUGCCCCGAAAAUGGCCAGGUCUGCGUGAAUCAGUUGAAUGAAAACCAGACGGUGACCCGCCAAUGUGGCGUUGCCUGUGCUGCUGGAACGGAAUCCACGUGCUCCUCAUGCACGGAAUCCCUGUGCAAUGUGGGAUUAUACCCCACAAAUCGUCGGCAAUGCUAUACUUGCUCGGGCGCGGAAUGCAAUGCGGUCACAAGUACCUCGGUCGCAGGAUGCAGUCAAGUCGAUGCCGGGUGCUUCACCACGGGGACGUCUACGAGCAACAUGACCCGCGGUUGCACAUCGGCCACCACAGGCGCGAAGUGUGCGGCUGACAGCAGUGAUCCCAGUUGCCUCGUCUGCAACUCGGACUUUUGCAAUAGUCUGGCGUACAAACGGGAUGCCGGUUCCUGUAUCAUUUGCGAGAAAUGUGCGUCGCAACAGGUUGCAACCGAGGCGAAGCCCUGCGGAGAGGCCCAAUACAACCAGACAGUCGGGUGUUAUACCAUGACUUCGGGAACCAAUGUAAUCCGAGGGUGCUUGAACGCCUUGGAGGCUGGCUGCUCCACAACCAAUUCGUGCACGUCUUGCUCCGAAAAUGCCUGCAAUCUGGCUGCUAGCGAGUUCAAGUGCAUUGAAUGCAUCUCGAAUGAGGUUUCCGGCUGCUGGUCGGCCAGUGAUCCGGCCACUCUGCCUGCGGUCAGCUGCCCCAAUGGAACGUGCUUCAGCGGAUUGUGGAAUGAACUUGGAGUGCGAGGAUGUUUUACCUCUGCUAGUAACCUGAUGCAGUACCAGUGCACUGCCAAAGUGGAGCCUCACCAGUGCAUCACGUGUACGGAGAGCCUCUGUAACAAGGUGGCCUUUAAUGGAGCAGGUCCACUCGGGCAGGUGGGCGUGGUCGGUCUGCUGAUGGGCCUAGUGAUCGCACUACGCAGUGCCCUGUAAUCCUGCUACCUACAUAUAGUUGGCUGAUCUAAUCAAAUUACCAGGUGCCUAGGUCUAUCAGUAGUGUAAACUAUAACAAACAUACUAAAAGACAUAACUUAACUAUAGGAGCUGAAGCAUUUUACAAAUACGUGUAUAAUCCAAAAUAAAUCAUCUUAAUAAAA